CUGUUGGAUUGUGACUUCAUAGUUUAUAUAUUAUGCUCAUAAAAACAACAUAUGCUCCACUACUGACAUGAAAAGGCAAAACCAAAGCUCUGUGGUUGAAUUCAUUCUCUUGGGAUUUUCUAACUUUCCUGAACUCCAGAAGCUGAUCUUUGGGGUUUUCUUGGUUAUUUAUCUGGUGACCUUGAUGGGAAAUGCCAUCAUUAUUGUCAUCAUCUCCCUGGACCACAGCCUUCAUGUCCCCAUGUACCUAUUCCUCCAGAACUUAUCUGUGGUGGAAGUGAGUUUCAGUGCAGUCAUUAUGCCUGAAAUUCUGGUGGUCCUCUCCACGGAGAAAGCGGCUAUUUCUUUUACUGGUUGUUUUGCACAAAUGUAUUUCAUUAUUCUUUUUGGUGGGACCGAAUGUUUUCUCCUGGGGGCAAUGGCUUAUGACCGAUUUGCUGCAAUCUGCCAUCCUCUGAGCUACCCAAUGAUUAUGAACAAAAUGGUCUUUAUGAAGUUAGUAAUGUUCUCAUGGAUCUCAUGGGUCAUGGUGGCUACUGUACAAACCACAUGGGUGUUUAGUUUCCCCUUUUGUGGUCCUAAUGAAAUUAAUCAUCUUUUCUGUGAAACCCCCCCAGUCCUAAAGCUUGCAUGUGCAGACACCUUCUUGUUUGAAAUUUAUGCAUUUACAGUCACCAUUUUAAUUAUUAUGGUCCCUUUCUUGCUGAUACUUUUGUCCUACAUUCGAAUUCUCUUUGCCAUCCUGAAGAUGCCAUCAACUACUGGGAGGCAAAAGGCCUUUUCCACCUGUGCCUCUCAUCUCACAUCUGUGACCCUCUUCUAUGGCACAGCCAGUAUGACUUAUUUACAACCCAAAUCCAGCUACUCUCCAGAAACCAAGAAACUAAUGUCACUGGCUUACACACUGCUUACUCCUCUGCUGAAUCCACUGAUCUACAGUUCGCGAAACAGUGAGAUGAAAAGAGCCUUGAUGAAAUUGUGGCGAAGAAAAGUGGUUUCACACACAGCCUGACUGUAUUGAGAAGUCACGUGCUAUUUGGUC
Trichechus manatus latirostris (Florida manatee) is the source of this 1042-nucleotide messenger RNA. Its product is annotated as olfactory receptor 10A3. Gene Ontology annotation, biological process: G protein-coupled receptor signaling pathway. The record is from RefSeq and is a predicted model, not a curated record. The coding region runs from base 68 to 1012 and encodes 314 amino acids. Gene Ontology annotation, cellular component: membrane. The transcript has a single exon. Gene Ontology annotation, molecular function: olfactory receptor activity; G protein-coupled receptor activity. Lineage: Eukaryota; Metazoa; Chordata; Mammalia; Sirenia; Trichechidae.